AUGUCUAUUUCAGAGUUAUUUGAAGAUGCACUGGAAAGUUUAGAUGAUGAUGAUGAUGAUGAUGACAAUCAUCAAAAAUCACAUCUAAAUAAACCAUCAUUAUCAAAAGUCCAUGACGAAUCAACAAUUGAUCUAGUACAAUCAUUAGUUGAAUGUCAGAAAAUUUCACAACUCAUAUUUGAAAAUCGUCUCAAUGAAGCACUGAGAAAAACUAAAGCACAAGAAAAUCGAUCUUUAUAUCACAGUUUAUUGCAUAGUUCCAUAAGUUUUAUGCAAGCCGGAAUGACAUUCAAUCAAGAUGAUAUUGAAGCUACAAUUCAAGCACUGCGUCACACAACAAACAUGUCAAAAAAAUACGAACCCUAUCGACCAUGGAUAACAUUUAGUUUAACAUCAAAACCUGUCAUGACUGAAUAUGAAUUGCAUGCAAAAUUAGUCUAUGCUGAAGCAUUACUUAUUCGAGCUUUAUUAACAUUUAUUCAAGAUCAAGGACUAUUUAGUUUUAUAAGCGGUGCUUUAAAAAUUAAAGAAUGUCAUGACCUAUUUGCGAAAUUAGCCAAAAAUAAUGAUCCGUCCCGAUUCUCAUCGAAUUUAUCCUAUGAACAUUUUGAUAGUGGAGUUCGAAUGGGUAAUGGAGCAUUUAAUUUGAUGAUUGCUAAUCUACCACAACGAAUUAUUCGGUGCCUGGAAUUUGCUGGUUUUUCUGGCGAUCGGGAUUUUGGUCUCAAUGAACUCGAGAAAAGUGCCAUGAGCAAAGGAUUACGGGCACCGUUAUCGGCUUUAUUGCUUCUUGGUUAUCACACAUAUGCUGCACAUAUUUUUGGAAAUGGUGAUGGUGAUCUUGAAAAAUCUGAUAUGCUAGUGGAACAUUAUUUAAAAAAUAAUCCGAAUGUAAGUCGUUAUGUUUUUUAUCCUAUUGAUAUAUUCGACCUGUUUGAGAAAGAAAAAGAGCAUUUCAUUAUCAUCUAUCCAUUUUAUGAGAUAGAGACGCUUUAUUUUAAUAGUUAA
Molecule: messenger RNA, 1008 nt
Organism: Rotaria socialis
Lineage: Eukaryota; Metazoa; Rotifera; Eurotatoria; Philodinida; Philodinidae
Source: the annotation of a GenBank genome assembly